Molecule: messenger RNA, 2691 nt
Organism: Drosophila willistoni
Lineage: Eukaryota; Metazoa; Arthropoda; Insecta; Diptera; Drosophilidae
Product: gelsolin
Exons: 7
Coding region: 141-2543 (800 amino acids)
Biological process (GO): barbed-end actin filament capping; actin polymerization or depolymerization; actin filament severing
Cellular component (GO): actin cytoskeleton; cytoplasm
Molecular function (GO): phosphatidylinositol-4,5-bisphosphate binding; actin filament binding
Source: RefSeq, a predicted model, not a curated record
UAUAUAGAGACCACCAGUUGAUAUAUAUAUAUUCACAACAAUAAACAAAAAGUCGUUUGGGGGUUCUCAGCUCCCGCUGCUCCAGCUCUGCCGCUGCCUCUGCUUCUGCUUUUGCCUCUGUCGACGAUACGAGCAACGAAAUGGCAAUAUCUAGCGGCCUAAACAUGGCAGUCAUCUCCAGUUUGCUUGUGUUUAUUGCUUUAUCGGCCAGUUUCUGUUCAGCCGGCACUUUUAAUACACGACCAGCGUUUCCUGCCCAAAGCGGUCAGAUACAGCCAUCCGGAGGUAAUAGUAAACAACCAGCCAGACGCAUCAUGAAUCCAGCUUUUGCCAAUGCCGGCCGUACACCCGGCGUCGAGAUCUGGCGCAUUGAGAAUUUUGAACCUGUACCUUAUCCCAAAAAUAAUUAUGGCAAGUUCUAUACUGGAGACUCAUUUAUUAUAUUGAAUACAAUUGAGAACCCGAAAGAUAAGAAACUUUCUUGGGAUGUGCACUUUUGGUUGGGAUCGGAAACAUCGACCGAUGAGGCUGGUGCUGCAGCUAUUCUCACUGUCCAACUGGACGACCAGCUAGGUGGUGCACCUGUGCAGCAUCGCGAAGUACAGGAUCACGAGUCCCAGUUGUUCCUUGGCUACUUCAAGAAUGGAGUUCGUUAUGAACAGGGAGGUGUUGGCACUGGAUUCAAGCAUGUGGAGACCAAUGCCCAGGGUGAGAAGCGCCUAUUCCAGGUCAAGGGCAAGCGGAAUGUACGUGUGCGUCAAGUGAAUCUGUCCGUGUCGUCAAUGAACAAGGGCGAUUGCUUCAUUCUGGAUGCUGGCAAUGAUAUCUACGUUUAUGUUGGUGCCCAGGCCAAGCGAGUGGAGAAACUGAAGGCUAUUAGUGCCGCCAACCAGAUUCGUGAUCAGGAUCACAAUGGUCGUGCUCGUGUCCAAAUCAUUGAUGAGUUUAGCACGGAUGCCGACAAACAACAGUUCUUCGAUGUCCUUGGAUCUGGUACUCCCGACCAGGUGCCCGAGGAGUCCACAGCCGAUGAGGAUGCCGCCUUUGAGAGGACAGAUGCUGCAGCUGUGACUUUGUACAAGGUUUCCGAUGCCAGUGGCAAGCUGCAGGUAGACACCGUUGCCCAGAAACCAUUGCGUCAGGCUAUGUUGGAUACCAAAGAUUGCUUCAUCUUGGACACUGGCUCUGGAAUUUAUGUGUGGGUUGGACGUGGUGCCACCCAAAAGGAGAAGACCGAUGCCAUGGCCAAGGCUCAGGAGUUCUUGUCCACAAAGAAAUAUCCCGCCUGGACCCAGAUUCAUCGCAUUGUGGAGGGAGCUGAGUCGGCACCAUUCAAGCAAUACUUUGACACCUGGCGCGAUGCUGGCAUGGCUCAUACCCGUCUCAUACGCUCAGCUUUGAACAUGGGAUCGGAUGAUUCCUUCGAUGUGGAUGAAAUUGACGCUGUGGUCGAGAAAUUGAAGAAGAGCGGUGGACGUGCUAUUGGCUUUAUGCCCGAUCAUGGACAGAAUAGCAUUAAGCAGAUAACUCAGUAUGUUAGCAAAGCGGACAAUGGCGAAGUCCUACGCAAUACAGUUGACUUUGAGGAGAACUUGCCUCUGCUUGGCUUUGGUUCCUAUGUUCUUACCUACGACUAUGAGGCCAACAAUGGCGAGACUGGCUCCAUUGUCUACGUUUGGCAGGGUGCUAAGGCUAGUGCUGCGGUGAAGGUGCGUGCCUUUGAGGAUGCUCUGGCCUUGGCUGUGGAACAGAAUGCUCUGCUGGUGCGCACCACCCAGGGACAUGAGCCACGUCAUUUCUACAAGAUCUUCAAGGGCAAAUUGCUUGCUUCCUAUACAGCUUUGCCGGUCACAGCUCAGCUCUUCCGCAUUCGCGGCACAGUUGAAAGUGAUAUUCAUGCCAGUGAAGUGCCCGCUGACAGUUCAUCUUUGGCUUCUGGUGAUGCUUUUGCUCUGGUGUCGGCCAAAUCUCACAAGAUUUACAUUUGGCAUGGUCUUGGUGCAUCCAAUUUCGAGAAGCAGGCCGCUCAGGAGCGUUUCGCCCACUAUUGGGACGAUGCCGAGAUCGAAGUGAUCGAUGAGGGAGCCGAACCCGAUGAGUUCUGGGAUGAAUUGAACGGUGAGGGUCAAUACAAUCGCAGCCUGGUGGACGAUAGUGCUCCAUUGUUGGAGCCACGUCUCUUCCAUUGCCGACUGACACGGGCUGGACGUGCUAAGGUUGAAGAGGUUGCCCAAUAUGAUCAAGAGGAUCUGGAUACGGAUGAUGUUAUGCUAUUGGAUGCUGGAGAUGAGAUUUAUUUGUGGGUUGGUUCCGGUGCCACAGCUGAGGAGAAUAGCAAGAUUUUGGACAUGGCCAAGCGCUAUAUCAAAUUGGAGCCCACCUCUCGCACCAUUGACACUGUGAGCAUUGUACGUGUUGCCCAAGGACAGGAGCCACGCGUCUUCAAGCGUAUGUUCCCCGCCUGGAAUGAUGACUACUGGCAGAGUCUACCAUCGUACGAGGACAUUAAGCGACAGGUGCUUGAUGCCAACAAUGAAGUCUAGGAAUAAGAAUCAUCAACAAAAUACUCAGCAAAAUUGACCAAAAAACAACACAAAAAAAAAAAUAUUAAUAAUAUGUUCGUUUUUGCCACAAUUAUAAUUCUAUUGUAGAAGUGGAACAAUUAAGUAAUAAACUUAAAUAUAUAUUAAA